This is a messenger RNA of Dromaius novaehollandiae (emu), 2441 nucleotides long. It is a transcript of the gene NAT1, whose product is annotated as N-acetyltransferase 1. Gene Ontology annotation, molecular function: arylamine N-acetyltransferase activity. The transcript is spliced from 2 exons. The record is from RefSeq and is a predicted model, not a curated record. Bases 145 to 1032 code for a protein of 295 amino acids. Lineage: Eukaryota; Metazoa; Chordata; Aves; Casuariiformes; Dromaiidae.
GUAGCUGAAGUUUCAGGAGUGCAGGCCAGGAAGACUGAGUUAAAGAGGAAGACAGACCUUGCAGGUUGUAUCUGCUCCUGGCUUUACCGACUGCGACCCCAGUAAUAAACAACCCAGCAGCUGAAUACGUAAAUAAGUAAGGCUAUGUUAAGAGGAAACAUGAACCUUGAAGAGUAUUUUGCGAGAACGGGUUAUAACGGUUCCCUUGAAAAACAAGAUUUGGAAACCUUAACUGAUAUAUUCCAGCACCACAUCCGUGCUGUUCCAUUCGAAAAUCUCAGCAUCCACUGCGGGGAGAAAAUUACUUUGGAGCUGGAGCACGUUUAUAACAAAAUCGUGAGGAAGAAGCGUGGCGGCUGGUGCAUGGAGAACAAUCAGCUCUUAGCCUGGGUCCUGAAGUGCCUGGGGUACGAUGCCAGUUUUCUGGGAGCAUACGUAUUCAAUCCACAUCAAAACAUGUAUGCCACUCUCAUGACCCACCUGCUCGUAAAGGUAGUUAUUGAUGGCAAGGCCUAUAUUGUUGACGGGGGCUUUGGUGUGUCCUAUCAGAUGUGGCAACCAAUGGAGCUCGUGUCUGGGAAAGACCAGCCCCAGGCUCCUGGCGUCUUUCGCUUCACAGAAAAAAACGCCAUCUGGUACCUGGAGAAAAUGAGACGGAAACAAUACAUCCCUAAUCAAAAUUUCUCUAGUUCUGACCUUCUGGAAAAAAAAGAGUGUCGGAAAGUUUACAUGUUCAGCCUAGAGCCACGGACGGUGGAAGAUUUCCGUUUCCAGUGCACGUACCUUCAGACGUCUCCCGACUCCCUGUUCACGCAGAAGUCCAUCUGCACCCUCCAGACCACCGACGGCUUUCGAGCCCUAAUUGGGUGGACACUCACCGAGACCACAUACAAUUACAAAGAAAAUAUGGAUCUGGUGGAAUUUGUAACUCUUGAGGAUGAAGAGGUGGAAAAGACACUGAAAGAGAAAUUCAAUAUAACCCUAGAGAGAAAGCUUGUCCCAGUUAAUGUCAAAGGACUUUACACAAUUUAGACUACUGGAAAAACCUGUGCUAACGCUGCACAUUUACAGUAUCUUCCACGGUCUGCCCAAUCACUACUGCAAGAUUACAGGAUUCCCUUGCAGGCAAUUGAAGGAAAAAUACAUUAAUACCAGACUAAAGUGAAUUUCAUGUUGGGGAAAGGGAAAAAAUCAGGGAUAUCACACUCUUCUGCUGGGUAGACAGAAUUAUUUGCUGUGAAAUGACUAAAGUUCAAUUUUUGGCAGAAAUGUAGAGACUGAUUCGAAUCUGGUCAUAAACUUGGGCAAGAAAUACGUCUGGGGAAUUCUGGAGUGCCUACAGCACAUAAAUAGAAGUAAGGAUUAUUAAUUUUGAUAUGCUGCCAACACAUUUUUAUGAUUAUUACGAGAAAAAAAAUCUGUGAGCAUUUAGACAACUAUGUACACAUUUAAAACUUCACUUUUCACAAUAUCUAACCUCCCACAGCUCAUGUCAUUUCCCUGUCUUUAAAAUGGGUGUAACAAUACUGUCACCUUUGAAAGGCACAGUUCAGGAGGCACAAUUCUUUCACCAGCAUCCUCAAACAAAACACAGUGGUAAAGGAUUAUUAUCAUGUCCAUCCCUUUGUUAUUACUGUAGUAAACUGCCCAAAGUAAUUUUUGGUAUGUAUAUAUUUUUCCUAAGAUGCAAAUGGCACCUAUUGCAGUGUUGAUUGCGACUAAGGACGUACCUGCAAGUUGUGCUUCUCUUACAAAAAAUCAUCCUAUUCCAGGGUGAAUCAGAAUACAAUGCGUGAGUCUCAACUUGCUUAGAUUUACUUCUAUCCCAAAUGGGGUGGGAAAUCUCAUAUUUUUACUGUUGCGAGUUAUUGCAUGUACGCCGCAAAUUAUUGUAUGUAUAACGAAGGUAGAAUAAUCACACUAACCCCACUAUACUCUUAAUUGCUAUGCUGCAAUCUCUUUGUGUAUAGCAAAUUCGGAAUUCCAUAUGGCUACCCCAAACGAAUACUGUGUAGCAAAGGAGCUUUAGGGUCACAAAUAAGUUUCUUCAUCUUUAUCAAAGUGGAAAAAAAAAAAGCAAGGAGCCAACAAAAUGUAAAGGAACCUUUUUCUUUCCAAUUAUUUCACAAUCACAGUUCCCCAUCUUAAAGAAAUUGUCGUCAUCCCAUGCCAUGCUUCUCUGCAAAAAGCGAAGCAAGGAAACUGCUGAGAAAGGGGAAGCGUUCUCAAUGCAUGAAAAAAAUAGCAGAAACACUGAAAAACACACUUCCUUUCCUUCUUUUCCAUCUAUGAUAAUCCUGAGUGUGGUUAAAAUGCUGAUUUCUCCCACUGAUAGUAUAUCUUUUUGUUCAAAGACAUGAUCUGAUCAUAAAUCUCAAAAAUUCUGUUAGUGUGUACUUGAAAAUAAAUAAAGUAAAACCGUAAGAAUUGCUGUAAAUAUA